Leptosia nina is the source of this 3237-nucleotide messenger RNA. The record is from the annotation of a GenBank genome assembly. Lineage: Eukaryota; Metazoa; Arthropoda; Insecta; Lepidoptera; Pieridae.
AUGUCUUCUGACGAUGUUAUUGAGUUGGGAUCAUCAGACGAGGAAACUCGGCCACCUCCGAAAAAGAAGCAAACAAUUCCAAAUGCUAUGGUACGAUUCCCGAAUCUUAACACUAAGCUACCAGGUGUCAAUCUGGGGAAUCUAAAAGUACAAAUAGCAAGCAGAGCUGUCACAUUAAAUAAAGUUAAGUCUAACCUACAAAAAACACCAAAGACUAAUCAGAGAACUGGCCCAAAAGUGCCCUUACUUAUGAGUUGUAGAAAAAGUGUUAUUGUAAAAAAGGUUCCAAGCAAUCCUAGCAACUUACCUGUAUUAAACAAGUCUAGUGGUUCCAAAUUAUUAAAGAAUUUGCCCCCAAGCAUUACAAUAAAACGAACAAGCAAUUCUUUGCAUAAUAAUGUAAUUCCACCCUUAAAAAAGAUAAGGAUAGAAAAGAGACCAGUAAAGACAGGUCCAAUUGUUGAAAUAGACAUAGAACCAUCAGAGACAACACAAACCCUGCCACUAUGGUAUAAAAGGCCUGAAGAGCAAGAUCUUGAUAGUAGUACUAAAUUGGAACCUUGUAAAUUGCAGCCUCAUACUAUAAAACAACAAAACAAUACAGAGCCUAGUAAGUUUAUAGAGAUAGUUAUUGAAGAUAGUCCCGUAAAACCUCAACCUAGUUUUCAGGAUAAAUUCAUAACCAUUGAUGAUAGUCCAGUUAAAGCAUCUGAAUCAGCUUCAAAUAAGGAAGUAGAUAAGAAGAGUAAGAAGAUGCUUGCAUACCCUAAUGUUAAAGUAGCACAAGAUGGAAUGAUUGAAAUUGAAAUUGACUCUAUAGAUCCUAUCGUUCCUUGUCAAGAUGAAAAAAAUGCUGUAGCUAAAACUGGAAAGCCAUCAUCACAAAAUCAGAAAAAAGAAGAUACAGUUGCUGUGAUUGAAAAAGAUGCAGUAACACCACAAGAUAAUAAAAAGUCAGAGGAUAUUACUAAUGACAUGGUACACCAAAGUAAGGAAGAGUUUAAUGCUAUCUAUCAAAAGUUUAUUGAAACUUGUUUUCGUAUUGAGAACUCGAGUGAUAUGCAAAAGAUUGUCGCAAACAAAAUUAAACCAUACUACAAACAAUGCCCACCAGAAUAUGUGAACUCUGAGGAAUUCCAAGAUUUAGUUUCUGCAAAGACUAUGGCAAUUGAAAAUACACCAACACAUAUGUAUUAUUACAUCCGAAAUGUUGUUGAUGAAUUAAAAACGCAGAAAAAAAUGGCAAAGGCAGCUUUAGUAAAGAAUAACGAAAACAAAGAUAAUGUAGAUGAAUUGCUUGAUACAAGUGGUUAUGAUGAGAAGCGUCAACGGCAGAUUCGGAAACUCGAUAAGACAUUAAAGAAAUUGCAUAGAGCUAUUCAGAAGCUAGAAGAAAAGGAAGUUGAUUUUGAUGAUGAGGAUGAUUCAGUAUAUUUGCUGACAGAAAGGUACAAGGACAGAAUACUUCGUGUACAUGCAAAAUUUUGCCAAUUAACAAAUACUAAAAUGCCAUCAGAGCCUUUUAUUAAACUUGACUGUCAAGCUGGUCGCUCCCCUGGUCCAGUGAAGAAAUUGGAAAAAUGGAUCAACAAAAAAGUACCGUUAGGACAGCCGCGUCCAUUUCCAGAUUUUCAUGACGUAUUACGCUGUGUGAAAGAAGCAAACGAAGAAGACAAUCUUGGACUGAGUGAAAUGGAAAUGCUAGAUGAAGCGCGGCAAUUGUUCACAAUGUGUGGAAAGAAAUUACAGAGAAGGAGACAGGAUAAUGAUUGGAGAAUAGCGGCGUCGCGUUUAUCCGUGAACGUAGACCCGGCGGAAUCGGAUCAGGAUCUCAGACGAAAAUUGGAAGAAAAUAAAUUAAUCGCCAGUCAGAAGGAAGCAGACAUCUUUAAAAAGUACGUUGACAGGCAGAAUCAGUUAAAUGUAGAAUCAAGGGAAUUAGAUGAUAAAGAAACUGAGGAAUCACCUGAUAACAGUGAAGAAGAUGAAGACGAGAAAGUUAAUAUUAUAAAAUGUACUAAGGAGAAGAAAGUAACAUUUAACAAACUUAAUCAAGAAAAAUUGGAACAAAAUUCCAAUAGAGAAGAAGGCAAAAAUAAUGAAGAUCGUGACAUAAUUCGCAAAGAAAGUAAACCUGUGCAACAAAACGAAGCACAAAAGAACUUAGAAAAUGGAAUGGAUUGUGAAUCUGACGCUGAUCCAAUGCAUCUUUUAGAGAGAGUAUAUUCCGACUCCGAUUCGGUUUCACUGAUAAGUUUGAGUGAUUCUGACAACAAUAUUGAAACACAAAAGGAUACGGCUAUUGAUGUCAUUAGCAUUGAGGAUUCGAGUUAUUCAGAAUCUGAAAUCGAACAACGGGAAACAGUUGAAAGUGGUGAAAUAGAAGUUAAAGCUUUCAGCUACGUAUCAGAUGCGGUUGUGGUAGGCAAUCAUGUAUCUCCCACAAUACCACUAACAAAAGAAAUACAAAAAAUUUUAGAUUCCGAGAAAUAUUCAAGCACAACUAUAAAUGACAAAGCUAUUGAAGCGACUGUCCAAGCUGUAGUUAAUAAUAAAUGUAAUGACGAUAUGCUAUCAAUGAAAUCAUCAGACAUAGUCGGAGAAAUGUCAAAUGAUAAUUUAACUGAUAAAAUUGGAAAUGAAAAUGAUAAAAAUACCAACAAUAUAAGUAACAAGAACGUGUUGUCCAUCGUUGAAGUAGACGAGAAAUCAGAUGGGCUUAAUGACAAUCUAUUUAAAAAUAAUAAAUGUGCUGCUAGCAAUAAUCCAAAUGAAAGUAUAGAAGUUCCCACGAGAACUGAGGGAAUUCAGCCUAGAGAAAAUAUUGAAGAAACCAAUGAACAACGUUUUCUCGUCUCUGACGACGAAAGUAGAGGUUGUGUCAAUAUUGCAGACGACAAUAUUUCCAUUACCGACACUUUCUACGAUCCUAAAUUAUUGAAUCCAUCUGAUAACGAUAGAUCAAUAGAAGCAAGUUCUCUAAUUGUUACUUCAAGCGAUCAAGGAGUUAACACUGAUUCAAACAUUGAUACACUUAAAGACAAUAACGAUAGACAAGUUACAGAUCAAAAAUUAUCUGACGAAAUUAAUGAUUCUCCUAUUCAAAUCAUUAGCAUACGUAGUAAUGGAAAUGAAUUCUUAAAUGUUGAUUUAAGUAAAAAUGUUGAAUCUGAAAAUACCAAUAUUGAAAAUGUUCCCACUAAUAGCGACACACCGGUAACGAGUCAUACAAGUUAA